Messenger RNA from Pleurotus ostreatus (oyster mushroom), 1113 nucleotides. RefSeq lists its product as uncharacterized. The record is from RefSeq and is a predicted model, not a curated record. The transcript has 11 exons. Gene Ontology annotation, molecular function: protein disulfide isomerase activity. Bases 1 to 1113 code for a protein of 370 amino acids. Lineage: Eukaryota; Fungi; Basidiomycota; Agaricomycetes; Agaricales; Pleurotaceae. Gene Ontology annotation, cellular component: endoplasmic reticulum. Gene Ontology annotation, biological process: protein folding.
AUGCGAGCGACAAUUCCUUUCUUCGUCGCCGGGCUCUGGGCUGCAGCCGCAGCAGCUUCUAAUGUAAUUGACCUCACCCCCGCGAACUUCGACGAGGUCGUUGGACAGGGCAAGCCAGCAUUGGUUGAGUUCUUCGCACCAUGGUGGUAUAACCUCGCGCCAGUCUACGAGCAGCUGGGGGAUGCCUUCGCACACGCAAAAGACAAGGUCGUCAUCGCCAAAGUCGAUGCGGACGGCGAGGGAAAGCCUCUGGGCCAAAAGUACGGUGUUACGGGUUUCCCAACUUUGAAGUGGUUCAAGGCAGAUGGGACGCACGAGCCGUAUGAAUCCGGACGUGAUUUGGAUUCAUUAGCCGCGUUCAUCACCCAGAACUCUGGUGUGAAGUCGAACAUCAAACCUCCCCCGCCUCCCGAGACUCUCAUCCUCGAUUACCACACUUUCGAUGAAGUUGCCCUUGACAAGUCCAAGAACGUACUAGUUACCUUCACGGCGCCAUGGUGUGGACAUUGCAAGAACUUGAAGCCAGUAUACGAGAAAGUUGCAAGCGCCUUCAAGCCAGAAUCCAACUGCGUCGUAGCCAACAUUGACGCCGACGAUAAGAAGAACAAGGAUAUCGCGCGGAGGUACGAGGUAUCUGGCUACCCGACUAUUAAAUUCUUCCCCGCCGGCUCGGACCAAGCUGAAGACUACGAGGGAGGCCGCAGCGAGGCAGACUUCGUGCAGUUCCUCAAUGAGAAGUGCGGAACACAGCGUGCCGUCGGCGGAGGGCUCUCCGAUGAUGCUGGCCGUUUGGCGCAACUCGACGAUCUAGCCCACAGAUUCUUCGUCGCGGCAGCUGAUGUCCGCGGUUCUAUCUUGCAAGAAGCCACUCACAUCGCUGCUACACUUGGAGACGCGUCUAAGCACUACCUGCGCGUCAUGGAGAAGGUCGUCAAUGGAUCCGAAGCCUAUAUCGAGAAGGAAUCCAAGCGUCUCGCAUCUAUCCUCGCGAAACGCACCAUGUCCCAGGCAAAGCUCGACGAGAUCAAGAUCAAGGCCAACAUCCUCCGCGCGUUCGUCGAUAAGAAAGUGGAGGAGACAGAGAGUGUUGCCCGCGAUACUGCUGAGCUGUGA